UUCCUCUCCCAGUAGCAAAGACCAGUUGCAGUGGGAGGUAUUUAUAUUAUUCACACAAAACCUCCUGAUGCAUUUCCGAACUGCAUGAAAUACUAACUGAAACUUAGAUAUUUUAGUACUGUGGCUCUCACCAGGUGGAAAGAAAGCACUGCAGGGAAAGAAUAUUUGCUUUGUGUGCUGUGUGGGGAAAUGAGAGUGUUCAGCAAGGAAGAUGACAACAGACACUGAGGAAACUGCAGUCCCAAGGAUUACGGCCUUUAAAAGUAUGGCUGUGUUUGAAGCUGGUCAUUAAUGACAGAUCCCAGACACACCUGUCUGUGUCCCAUCAUUAAGAGCCAUUACAGAAUCAUAACUCAGGUUGGGAGACAAAUCAGAAGAUCACCUGAUCCAAACCCCUGCUCAGACGAGGGCCAGCUGGGAGCUGCAUCAGGCUGCACAGGGCUGUGUCUGGACAGGUGUGAACACCCCCAAGGAUGGAGACUCUAUAACUUCCCUGAACAUCUGGUCCAGUGUUUGACCAUCUCCAUGCAACACUCACAUCCAGGCUGCAUAAAUCCUUCAACAGCAUUCUUUGCUCACAGCCGUUUGAUGCGGUUCCAGAAGCUUCAAACACAGGAGGCAUCCAAACUGCUGGAAUUUGAAAAGGCUGAAACUCCACCAUUGCAGGAGCCCCAUAUGGCAGCGGGGUGGCCUGGCAGUGCCUUGCAGGACCAAAGAUGCACACACACCGAGUCCUUCUUCUCUCCUGCUGUGCAAUGUAGCAGCACUCAGAGUGUCUUUCCUAGGGGCUGGGACUGCUGGAGAGCCCAGCAGGGUGGUGGCAGGGUGCUGCAGGCAGUGCUGAUGAAGCCAUCACCCAGUGAGCACUGGAAGCACAGUGAGACCAACUGUCUGUCGGUUGGAGGGCAGCUGCUGGAAGGAAUGACAGCGAUAUGUGUGCCCUGGCUCUGGUGAAACAAGUGGUAAUGUGGAACCAAGGCCUCUGCUUACUGGUCUGUACUAACGGGUUCAGCUGCAAGAAGAAGGUGGAGAAGGUGAAGGUGACAGCAGAGACUCUUGACUCCUAGAGCAGGGUCACAUUGGCACUGUUGUACCCAUGAGACUCUCUCCUCAGGUGGUGUCUUGUCAUUUCCGUGGGUUUUGUUGUAGUUUGGGAGUUGGUUUGUAAUGUCACCAAUCCCAUCAGUUUGGUACUCCAGUGACUGUGAACAGGCUCUGUCUACCCAUAAGCUGCAGCCAAGAAAUGGAUGGAUGGAUGGAUGGAUGGAUGGAUGGAUGGAUGGAUGGAUGGAUGGAUGGAGAGGUCAAGGCCAGCAGAGGAGGCAGGCAGCCUAGUGACCAUGAACACCUUUCCUGGACAGCAAAUGAUACUUCUGCACAACAUUGGUCAUCUCCUCCUGCAGCAGGAGGUCCUGAGGAGUCCUACUUGACAGGCGAACGGGUGGCCAGAAGCUCCAGAAUCAGUGCCAUCACCUCUUUCCAAGCCCUAGGCUGGUUACAGUACACCAGUGCCCCCACAAGCCAGGGAUUUCUCUCUGAUGGCUGUGCAAAUGAAAAGCUGGGCUGAAUUUGGGCGCAAAGCUGUUAGUGGCUACAAUAACUAAUUGGUGUUUCAGUGCCGGGUUAAAUCAGUAAGUGCCUGUUGUCCCUCCUGCCAGGGGCAGCAUCUGCUCACAGCUCCCAGGACAGGCCCAGUUGUCUUCUGCCUGUCCAGAACUCAUUUUUCUUCAGCCUUUGGCUUUCUCCUUGGCUUGGUCCCCUUUGACUUCAGAAUAUGGCUCACAGUUUUGAGUUUGUACUAAGUCAAACUGACUGGAUGCUGGAUGAGGAUACUUUCUGAACAGAGUGACUUAGUUUUCUAUAAAAGGGCUUUUGUAGAAAAUGCUGAUGUGUCAAAGAAAACUUUUUUUCCCCAUAGGAAUGUAUUUUGAUUUGAAUAAAACUGUCAAAAGGAAUCAAUUCCUGAAGCCCAGAAGAAAAAAGGCAGACCCUUCCCAAGAUGUGGAGAAAUCAAGGAUGAGUAUGAAGAGUGUCUUGGAUUGUCUUUCUUCAUCCUUCGUUCCUGCAUGGCGGAAUUGGUGGAAGAGUGUGAGGUUUGCUACUGCCCCUGCUGAACUGUGGUGUGGACAGACUUUGUCUUCCCCAGCUAGCAUUCUGUCACCUUUCAAGAGAAUAAAAUCCAUUUUAACAACAAAAUUCCCAAGUAAGAAACCUCAAAUAAUUAGAGGAAACCACUACAGAGGUAUACAAUAUCCAGUUGAAGACCUUGCUGAAAACUGAACAGAUUAUGCUUGUUAUAUGUGGUUAAACUGGGCCAUUAAUGUUAAAACUGUUCAAAACACAAAAUAAAUUC
Molecule: messenger RNA, 2353 nt
Organism: Athene cunicularia (burrowing owl)
Lineage: Eukaryota; Metazoa; Chordata; Aves; Strigiformes; Strigidae
Exons: 4
Coding region: 292-954 (220 amino acids)
Source: RefSeq, a predicted model, not a curated record